CUAUUGAAAAAAACCUUUAAACAGCAAAACCAAUGGUUUUAGUUAAUGUUCAUUCAGAUGGACAACCAAUUAUCAUCAACAAAGACAUGUUAACUUGGUACCUGCUCAGCCUCAAGCUCCGCCAAAAAUUCCAAACCAAAAACCAACACUCGGAACCGGUUCAAGAUCAGAAUCUCCACGGUUUACCCGAGAUUCCGGCUCAAGAACAAAACUUGCCGAACCACAAACAGACUCAUUCCGAGUCCGGUAAGGAGGUGGUAGAAGAGAGGCCAGGAAAUACCACAGGAGAAGACAGUUGGGUGAUCUCAAUAAGAGACAAGCUCGAGCAAGCACAUAGAGACGACGACACAGCAAUUUGGGGAAAGCUCUGCAUCUACAGAGUUCCACAUUACCUUCAAGAAAACGACAAGAAGUCGUAUUUCCCUCAGACCGUUUCGCUUGGUCCGUACCACCAUGGUAAAAAGCGUCUCCGGCCUAUGGAGCGCCACAAGUGGCGUGCGGUCAAUAAGGUCCUGAAACGUUUAAAGCAGCGCAUAGAAAUGUAUACUAAUGCCAUGAGAGAGCUUGAAGAGAAGGCUCGUGCUUGCUACGAAGGUCCCAUUAGUGUGAGCAGUAAUGAAUUCACAGAAAUGCUUGUUCUUGAUGGAUGUUUUGUCCUUGAACUCUUCAGAGGAACCGUCGAAGGAUUUACCUCUGUUAAGUUCUUUGACCCGCUAAUGCCAACGGGAGAGGCGUUAACCAAACCGGACCAGGCAAAGCUCAUGAACUGGCUGGAAAAAUCCUUGGACACACUUGGUGAUAAGGGCGAGUUGCACUGUUUGGAUGUUUUCCGUCGAAGUCUACUCCAGUCUAGUCCUACACCGAAUACAAGAUCUCUACUAAAGAGAUUAACUAGAAAUACGCGAGUGGUGGACAAGCGGCAACAACAACUGGUACAUUGCGUGACGGAACUAAGGGAAGCUGGUGUGAAGUUCAGGAAAAGGAAAACCGACCGGUUUUGGGAUAUUGAAUUCAAAAAUGGUUAUCUAGAAAUACCCAAACUAUUAAUCCAUGAUGGUACUAAGUCUCUCUUCUCAAAUCUUAUAGCUUUUGAGCAGUGCCAUAUCGAGUCGAGCAACCACAUAACAUCCUACAUAAUUUUCAGGGAUAAUCUAAUAAACUCUUCUGAAGAUGUUAGCUACUUGCAUUAUUGUGGUAUCAUUGAGCAUUGGCUUGGUAGUGAUUCUGAAGUUGCGGAUUUGUUCAACCGGCUAUGUCAAGAAGUUGUUUUCGAUCCCAAAGAUAGUCAUCUAUCUCGACUGUCUGGUGAUGUAAACCGUUAUUACAAUCGUAAAUGGAAUGUUUUGAAGGCUACCUUAACGCACAAACGUGAUCUAGGCCAAAACUUGCACAACCACAAAGAGACUUACGCGGAGCCCGGUAAGAUCGAAGUAAAAGAAGAGAAGCCAAGAGAGACACGAGAAGAAUGGGUGAUCUCGAUCAAGGACAAGAUGGAGCAAGCACUUAGAUACGAUGCAACAAAUAGCUGGGACAAGCUCUGUAUCUACAGAGUUCCAUUUUAUCUUCAAGAGAACGACAAGAAGUCUUACUUGCCUCAAACUGUCUCUAUUGGUCCAUACCACCAUGGCAAGGAACAUCUCCUUCCCAUGGAGCGCCACAAGUGGCGGGCCGUCAAUAUGGUCAUGGCACGUACCAAGCACAACAUUGAAAUGUAUAUUGACGCCAUGAAAGAGCUGGAGGAGGAGGCUCGUGCUUGCUACCAAGGUCCCAUUGAUAUGAAGAAUAGUAAUGAAUUCACAGAAAUGCUUGUUCUUGAUGCCUGUUUCAUUCUCGAGCUCUUCAAGGGAACAGCUCAAGGAUUCCAAAAAAUCGGAUAUGCACCCAACGACCCGGUUUUCGCUAAGCGAGGAUUGUUGCAUUCGAUUCAACGUGACAUGAUAAUGCUGGAAAACCAACUUCCUCUGUUCGUUCUCGACCGGUUAUUAGGACUACAUCCCGAUACACCGAACCAAACCGGUAUAGUGGCAGAUGUAGCUGUUCGGUUCUUCAAAACACUAAUGCCAACGAGCAAGGCGCUGACCAAAUCAAAAAGCCCGUUGGACUCGCAGGAAAAAUCCGAUGAACUGGCUGACAAUGGCGGGUUGCACUGUUUGGAUGUGUUCCAUCGAAGUCUCAUCCAAUCUAGUGAGACAACGAAUCCGGGGACUCCAUAUGAGGAUAUGAGCAUGGUGGACAAGCAACAACAACUUAUACAUUGCGUGACAGAACUAAGAGACGCUGGUGUUAAAUUUAUGAGAAAAGAAACUGGCCAGCUUUGGGAUAUUGAAUUCAAAAACGGUUAUCUAAAGAUACCCAAACUACUAAUCCAUGAUGGUACCAAGUCUUUAUUCUCAAAUCUUAUAGCUUUCGAGCAGUGCCAUACACAGUCAAGCAACAACAUAACAUCCUACAUAAUCUUCAUGGAUAAUCUAAUAAACUCUUCUCAAGAUGUUAGCUACUUGCACCAUGACGGUAUCAUUGAGCAUUGGCUAGGGAGUGAUUCUGAAGUUGCAGAUUUGUUCAACCGGUUAUGUAAAGAAGUGAUCUUUGACCCAAAAGAUGGUUAUCUAUCUCAACUGUCUGGCGAAGUUAACCGUUAUUAUAGUCGUAAGUGGAACUCUUUGAAGGCUACUCUAAGACAAAAGUACUUCAAUAACCCUUGGGCAUAUUUCUCCUUUUCAGCUGCAGUUAUUCUGCUAAUUCUUACAUUUUUUCAAAGCUUGUUUGCUGUCUAUGCUUAUUAUAAGCCACUUUCUUAACUUUCAUUUUGUUAUUUUCAUUUUUCAUUUUAUUACAAAUAUUUGUGUCUUCUUGUUUUCGUAACAUUUUGUAUUUUCUUCCAUUCAAAUAGUUAGUAUAUUGAGAACAUUUAAAAAAGUUUAAUUUUGGAC
Messenger RNA from Arabidopsis arenosa, 2930 nucleotides. NCBI's taxonomy places the organism in Eukaryota, Viridiplantae, Streptophyta, Magnoliopsida, Brassicales, Brassicaceae. The record is from the annotation of a GenBank genome assembly.